AGAAGACGAAGAAGAAUGCAAAUCCGCGGAGCAGCAGGUGGCGCCAAAUCUUUAUUCAAACACAGACAAACCAGCCAAAAAUAACCAACAGCAAAGUCUUCUGAGCAGAGGAGCAGCUCACGUCCCACCCACUGUAAUCGCAUCAUCAGUGAAGCUCCUCCCACAGUAAUUCACAAAUAAAUGCAGGAAUAUUCUCAUCAGUUUACAAGUGAAGAGGAUCAUCAGAGCAAUCAGGAAGAGCUGAAAUCUGCAAAGACUUAUUAUUAAAGAGGACCGAGAGAAGAUGAGAGAUCCAGAGCCCUGCAGAAUCAAACACACUGAAGAUACUCAAGAACUAACAGAACUGAUGGAAAAGAGUGAGGAGAGUCAAGAACUGAGUGAAGUGGAGGAAAUAUAUCAUGACAAACCUGGAGAAGACUCAAAGACCGAGAAGACAUUUGUAAAGAAAUUAAUUGCCAAGAUUUUUUUUCCCUGCACUCAGUGUGGAAAGAGUUUCACAAACAAACAACAUCUUGUUGAUCAUAUGAGAGUUCACACUGGAGAGAAACCAUACACAUGUGAUCAGUGCGGGAAGAGUUUCACAUACAAAAAAAGUCUGAAGAGUCACAUGAGGAUCCACACAGGAGAGAAACCGUUCACUUGUGAUCAGUGUGGGAAGAGUUUCACAUACAAAGAGACUCUGAAGAGUCACAUGAGCAUCCACACCGGAGAGAAACCGUUCACGUGUGAUCAAUGUGGCAAAUCAUGUUCAAGAGGAUCAGACCUGAAGAAACACCUGAGAGUUCAUACGAAGGAGAAGCCAUAUUCAUGUUCUUUAUGUGGGAAGUGUUUUUCUCAGCUGCAAAACUUACAUAGACAUGAGAAAAUACAUACUGAUGUAAGAGUUCAUGUGUGCUUUCAUUGUGGGAAGACUUUUAGUUCAGCAAACCGUUUAAAACUGCACCAGAGGAUUCACACUGGAGAAAAACCUUGCUCAAAGCAUGAUAAAACAUUCUUAAAGAAAAGAAGAACCAAGAAAUUUUCCCCCUGCACUCAGUGUGGAAAGAGUUUCACAAACAAACAACAUCUUGUUGAUCAUAUGAGAGUUCACACUGGAGAGAAACCUUUCAUGUGUGAUCAGUGCGGGAAGAGCUUCACACAAUCAUCAAAUCUAAAAUUACACGUCAGAAUCCACACUGGAGAGAAACCGUUCACUUGUGAUCAAUGUGGGAAGAGUUUCACACACAAAGAAAGCCUGAAGAGUCACAUGUGGAUCCACAGUGGCGAGAAACCGUUCACGUGUGAUCAAUGUGGCAAAUCAUGUUCAAGACGAUCAGACCUGAAGAAACACCUGAGAGUUCAUACAAAGGAAAAGCCACAUUCAUGUUCUUUAUGUGGAAAGAGUUUUUCUCAGCUGCAAUACUUACAUAGACAUGAGAAAAUACAUACUGAUGUAAGAGAUCAUGUUUGUUUUCAGUGUGGGAAGACUUUUAUUUCAGCAAACAGUUUAAAACGGCACUGGAGGAUUCACUCUGGAGAAAAACCGUACAAGUGUUCACACUGUGAUAAGAGAUUCAGUCAUUCAUCAAAUCUGAGAAAACAUGAGAGGAUCCACACUGGAGAAAAACCUUAUGUGUGUUCACACUGUGACAAGAGAUUCAGUGAUUCAGGACAGCUGAGAAAUCACGAGAGGAUCCACAGCAGGGAGAAACCGCACACGUGUGAUCAGUGCGGGGAGAGUUUCACUGUUAAAAGUCACCUGAAGAUACACAUUAAGAUCCACGCAGUGGAGAAACCAGAUCACCGCAGUCUAAAAUCACUAACUACAAGAAAGCAUUUGGAAAGAGAAAACAAUGAGAACAUGAGUGAUCCAGAACCUGCAGAAUGAAACAUCAUGACACUGAGAUACAAAGAGGAUGGUGCUUAUUCUUCAUUUUUCAUUCAUCAACCUGAAGAACAUUUUGAUGCUCCCUCAACAACAACAACAAAUCCUGUACACUUAAAUAAAACUUGGAUUAUUAUAUGUCCACUUCAAUUGUCUUUUGAGAGAAGUAUUAUUUUUCCUGUUUUUACCCAAAUAGGAUGGAUUGGCCAUUAUUGAGCACUAUAAACACGUUAUUUCAGUUUCAUUCAUUCUGGAAGCCAUAGGGCGCCCUCGGGAAAAAAUAAAAACUCCACAUACGCAUCACAGAAGUAAUAGAACUGAUGAUGCUUUUGCUGAAUAAAAAGAAAAUAAAAACAAUCUAAAUGAUGAAACAUGAAGACAAUAAACUGUGCAUAGGUUAUGUGUUUGUCAAGCCAUCUCUAAUAUUAUCAUAAUUGAGUACAUUAAUAAUCCACUGCUAAUCGACAUAGCCUUUAUACAGUACAGAACAUAUUAUUUCUGCCUCAUUUUGUGAUAAGAAGCCACAUCAGAUCACAAAAGGAAGGAUUUGUCUCAUGUUGUGGAGUAAAAACAUGUUAUAAUGUUUUCUUUUGUUGGACAACCGGUUUACAAAUGCUUCUGAUUGUAAGUCUUUACAAGGGAAGUUUAGCUUUAGGCAUAUUAAUCACAUUUAAUGUAGUUAUUUUUCUGACACCACAUGAAAGAAGUAUAAACUCAUUUUCAGUUAGGAAAGAUUGUGACCUUUUUUUGUGGGCAGAGCUUAGGUCAGGGUUUCUCAAAUCUUGCCCUGGGGGGCCAAUGUGCAGCAGAGUUUAGCUCCAACCCUAAUCAAUCUUACAUAACUGUGAUUUUUUUUAAUGAUCCUGAAGACGUUGAUUAGCAUGCUCCGGUGUGUCUGAUUAGGGUUAGAGCUAAACUUUGCAGGUAAGUGGAUCUUGUGGGCCAGAUUUGAGGAUCCCUGGCUUAUGUGGAGGCAGAAAGAUUCUCCUGACCACCUCACUAAUCCUAGAUAACAAGUUUUGUUAUCU
Molecule: messenger RNA, 2892 nt
Organism: Cyprinus carpio (common carp)
Lineage: Eukaryota; Metazoa; Chordata; Actinopteri; Cypriniformes; Cyprinidae
Product: gastrula zinc finger protein XlCGF57.1-like
Exons: 4
Coding region: 284-1867 (527 amino acids)
Biological process (GO): regulation of transcription by RNA polymerase II
Cellular component (GO): nucleus
Molecular function (GO): RNA polymerase II cis-regulatory region sequence-specific DNA binding; DNA-binding transcription factor activity, RNA polymerase II-specific
Source: RefSeq, a predicted model, not a curated record